GCAGUGUUUUCUGGGAUGAGAACCACGCCGCCUCCAAGCCACGGUGCUACCAGGGAAGCGCGGACCUUUCAACGAGAGCUUUACUAAUUCUCACGCUGGGCCCCUGGAAGGCAAUGGAGGUAGCCGCUAAUUGCUCCCUGCGGGUGAAGAGACCUCUGCUGGAUCCCCGCUUCGAGGGUUACAAGCUCUCCCUCGAGCCGCUGCCCUCUUACCAGCUGGAACUUGACGCAGCUGUGGCAGAAGUAAAACUUCGAGAUGAUCAAUAUACACUGGAACACAUGCAUGCUUUUGGGAUGUAUAAUUACCUACACUGUGAUCCAUGGUAUCAAGACAGUGUCUACUACAUUGAUAACCUUGGAAGAAUUAUGAAUUUAACAGUGAUGCUGGACACUGCCUUAGGAAAACCACGAGAGGUGUUUCGACUUCCUACAGAUUUGACAGCAUGUGACAAUCGCCUUUGCGCAUCCAUCCAUUUCACAUCUUCUACCUGGGUUACCUUGUCAGAUGGAACUGGAAGACUGUACCUCAUUGGAACAGGUGAACGUGGAAAUAGUGCUUCUGAAAAAUGGGAGAUUGUAUUUAAUGAAGAGCUUGGGAAUCCUUUUAUCAUAAUUCACAGUAUCUCAUUGCUGAAAGCUGAAGAACAUUCAAUAGCUACUCUCCUCCUUCGAAUAGAGAAAGAGGAAUUGGCUAUGAAAGGAAGUGGUUUCUAUGUUUCCUUGGAGUGGGUCACUAUUAGUAAGAAAUAUGAAGAUAAUAAAAAAUAUGAAAUGGCUAAGUGUAAUAUUCUCCGUGGGAAGUCCGUGCCACAUUAUGCCGCUAUUGAGCCUGAUGGGAACGGUCUGAUGAUUGUCUCCUACAAGUCCUUUACAUUUGUUCAAGCUAGUCAGGAUCUUGAAGAAAGUAAGGAUGAAAACAUGUCCGAGGAAAUCAAAGAACCUCUGUAUUACUGGCAACAGACUGAAGAUGAUUUGACAGUAACAAUACAGCUUCCAGAAGACUGUACUAAGGAAGACAUUCAAGUACAGUUUUUGCCUGAUUCUGUCAACAUUGUACUGAAGGGUCAGAGGUUUUUGGAAGGCAAUCUCUUUUCAUCUAUUGAUCAUGAAAGCAGUACAUGGAUAAUUAAAGAAAAUAAUAGCUUGGAGAUUUCCUUGAUGAAGAAGAAUGAAGGCAUGACAUGGCCAGAGCUAGUGGUCGGUGAUAAACAAGGGGAGUUUAUAAGAGACUCAGCUCAGUGUGCUGCAAUAGCCGAACGUUUGAUGCAUCUGACCUCUGAUGAACUGAAUCCAAAUCCAGAUAAAGAUAAACCUCCUUGUAAUGCUCAAGAGUUAGAAGAAUGUGAUAUUUUCUUUGAAGAGAACUUCAGUUUAUGCAGAUUUGAUGGCAAUACAUUAAAAACUACUCAUGUGGUGAAUCUUGGAAGCAACCAGUACCUUUUCUCUGUCAUAGUGGAUCCUAAAGAAAUGCCCUGCUUCUGUUUGCGCCAUGAUGUUGAUGCCCUGCUCUGGCAGCCACACUCCAGCAAACAAGAUGAUAUGUGGGAGCAUAUUGCAACCUUCAAUGCUUUAGGCUAUGUCCAAGCAUCGAAGAGAGACAAAAAAUUUUUUGCCUGUGCUCCGAAUUACUCCUAUGCAGCCCUUUGUGAAUGCCUUCGGCGAGUUUUCAUCUACCGCCAACCCGCUCCCAUGUCCACUGUACUUUACAACAGGAAGGAAGGCAGGCAAGUGGGGCAGGUUGCUAAGCAGCAAGUAGCAAGCCUAGAAACCAAUGAUCCUAUUUUAGGCUUUCAAGCAACAAAUGAGAGAUUAUUUGUCCUCACUACCAAAAACCUCUUUUUAAUAAAGGUAAAUACAGAAAAUUAAUUACUCCAACACGUUGGCGUCUCGGUACUGCUAAAGUAUUCAGUGGUAGCUGGAAGGCUGAGCAGUUUUGCUAUAACCUGUUAAGUUUUACUGUGUUAAAUAAAAUUACCUUGUAUGAAUUUUUUAAAGGAUGUUGGAAAUAUAUUUGCAAUUAUGGGUCUAUAAACGAUAUGGAAUGAAGCUGCAAAUGUAGAGAAAACAGCUUCUGUAAAAAAUGUCAAGAUAAUAUUAGCAAGUAUAAUUUUUUAAAAAACAGGCUAGAAUCUGAACUUUUAUAUGAAAGAUGUACAGUUCAUUGUUUAAACAAAAAUAUUUAUCAUGUAUUCUGUUCACUGAUAUAGUUUCUACUUCUAUACCUAUAGGAUAAUAGUUAAUUCUUGUACAUAAUGUUAAAGGGACCGAAUAGCUAGUGUAGAGGGGGAUAUAUAACGGGUACAGCAGGUCUAAUAUUGUUUAAGUUUGUUGAAGAGACCUGAGGUGUUUUUUCAAAAUAAGUAUAGCUUUAUUUUAACUUUUAUAAAUCCACUUGGUCUUCCACAGAAUAGAUAGAGAUGAUAGGUUCUACAAAGUGUAGCUCUUACCCAUUGCCAUAUAACAAACCACUCAAAAACUUAGGGGUUUAAAACAGGAUGUUUUAUAAUUUGUCAUGGUUCACUGAUUUGACUAUCUCUGUUCUGCAUGGCCUCUCCUCCUCCAGUAAGCUAGAAUGUGUUUUUUUCCCAUAACAGAGAAAACAUUACAAGAGAGCAAUUCCCUAAUGCACAAGAGUUUAUCAAGCCUGUACUUGCAUCGUAUUUGCUCAUCUUCAGUUGAACAAAGCAAGUAGCCAAGUCUAGAGUCAGUGUGAGAGGUGAGCACACAAGGGUACAGAUAGUAGGUGGAAUGAUACUGGAAGCCGUUAAUGUAACAGUGUACCAUACAAAUUAUAAUUUAUCCUUGUAGUUCUCCCUGUAGUUCUACAGUUAAAAAACUAAUCCUAUUUAUACAUUAAAUAUGUCUUGCCAUGAAUUUUAGUUUCUUACAUUAUUUUCUUGGAUUUUUUUGGUGUGCAUUUACCUGGGAAAUUGUUUACUUUUAAACCGUUUUUGUAUGCUUCUUACAUAAAUGUCAAAUUAACUUUUACAAUAGGAGAAUUGAGAUUUUAGUAUGAGACAGACAGUAAAGAAAAGAGAUACAAGAUUGGAAACAUUUGUUCCUAACAUAUCUCUUGCUUAUCUAGACAAGUGUUUGGCUGGAUUAAAUUUUAGUGAAAGAAGGAAAAAUAAGUUUGAGAGACAGAAAGGGAGGGAAAAGAUGGGGAUUACUUUCAUGUUUCAGCACUUUGUCAGAAUGCAUUUUCCUGGAGAGAAGUAUUGGGAUACUUGCUACAAAGUUGGGGAAAGGCCUAAGAACUUGUAGACAGUGGAGUCCUAAUAGUACUUUUUUUUUUUUUCUAAUAGUACUUUUAAUACUAGGAAAGAGACAGACUAAAUCACUAUCAAGCACCAUGAGAUCAUGAACAGAGAGGGAAAAAAAAUGUAUGGCUGGACCAAAAAACUGGUGAUAUUUCCAGAAUUUUUUAGUUUAAUUGUCAAAUUCAAUGAAACAAAAGAUUAUUUAGAUGGUGAACUAUUAAAAGCUUUUGUUAUGUGACAGAUUUAAGUUUUCUUUAAAAUUUACCUCAAAGAUCAUAAAUACUCUUAGGGAAUUUAAGAAAAAUACAGAUUAAUGUGGUGCUUAGUUAACCAUAUGACUAUAUAUAUAAAUAUAUGCAAAUUUCCAUAUGGUCGUCAAUUUUCUUCCCUUUGUAUAUGUUAUUUUUAACAUGAUUAAUGUUGAAUUGAAACCUAUCAGGAUUAUUCAUCCUAAAUAUUUUUGCAUGUUGGUCUGUGUUGAGUCAUAGGGCAAGAGCAGUGAUUCCAAGCCAUGUUUUCUCAAAAUGUUUCAAGAAUUCCACAAACAUUUAACUUAAUUUAAACAAUGUUUUAGCAUUUAAAUGAAGUAUAUACAAGUGCUAUGAAUGUAGUACCUUGUGUUUUACUGAUUUUACCAUAAAUUAUAAAUGGGAAUUUAUAAACUAUUUGAUAGUAAUAAAAUAAUAUUGUGUUUUUCAUAUGGAGUCAUUUAACAGUAUUCAUUAUAUCAACAUGUUUAGUAGGCAUCAGCAUGUACAAAAACAUAUUUUCAGUACUAAGAAUAAUACAGUGUUAAGUUAAAAACAAAAAGUCUAGUAAUUUCUAGGUGAAGUUUCUCUUUGAAUAAAAAAGUAGAUGGGAGAUUUGUGGAGCUGUUGUAUUUGAAAGACAUUUAACCAGGGAUGGAACCUAUACAAGAACAGACAAAAGAGUUGCCAGUGGAAAGGGUCAGAAAGAGGAUAAUAAAGUUAAGAAAUUAACCAAAGGAAAGGGUCAUAAGAGACUACUAUGAACAAUUUAUAACACCAAGACUGAAUCAUGAGGAAAUAGAAAAUCUGAACAGACCAUUUACUAGUAGAAAGUUAUCCAAAACCUCCCAACAAAAGACCAGGACCAGAUGACUUCACUGAUGAAUUCUGGUGAACAUUUAAAGAAUUAAUACCAAUUCUACCCAAACUCUUCCAAAAAGUAGAAGAGGAGGGAACCCAUCCAAACUCAUUUGAGAUGGCCAGCAUUACCCUGAUACGAGAACUACACCAGCAUACCACAAAUAAAGAAACUUAGAGGCCAGUAUCUGUGGUGAACAUAGAUAGAAAAAUCCUUAAUAAAAUACUAGCAAACCAAAUUCAGCAAUAUAUCUAUAGGAUUACACACCAUGAUCAAGUGGGAUUUAAUCCAGAGAUGUAAGGAUGAUUCAGUAUCUGCUCAUCAAUGUGAUCUACCACUUUAAUGUAAUGAAGGAUAAAAAUUAUACAGUUAAUAGAUGGAGAAAAAGCAUUUGACAAAUUUCAACAUCCAUUUAUGAUAAAAAUUCUCAACAAAGUGGGUUUAGAGGGGAUAUACCUCAACAUAAUAAAGGCCAUAUUUAACAAGCCUACAGCUAACAUCAUACUUGAUGAUAAAAAAUUUUUUUUCUGCUAAGGUCAGGAAUAAGACAAGGAUGCCUACUCUUGCCACUUUUAUUCAACAUAAUACUGAAAAUCCUACCCAUAGCAAUUAGGUGAAAGAAAAGGCAUCCAAGUUGGAAAGGAAGACGUAAAACUGUUACUGUCCACAGAUGCCAUGAUAAAUUAAAGACUCCACCAAAAACACAC
Molecule: messenger RNA, 5073 nt
Organism: Dama dama (fallow deer)
Lineage: Eukaryota; Metazoa; Chordata; Mammalia; Artiodactyla; Cervidae
Gene: NUDCD1
Product: NudC domain containing 1
Exons: 10
Coding region: 114-1865 (583 amino acids)
Source: RefSeq, a predicted model, not a curated record